This is a messenger RNA of Rhagoletis zephyria (snowberry fruit fly), 1455 nucleotides long. Its product is annotated as probable cytochrome P450 313a4. The record is from RefSeq and is a predicted model, not a curated record. Gene Ontology annotation, molecular function: heme binding; iron ion binding; monooxygenase activity. NCBI's taxonomy places the organism in Eukaryota, Metazoa, Arthropoda, Insecta, Diptera, Tephritidae.
AUGUCUUCGGUGUUGGUGAAAACCACAAGAUCUGCGAGUAGUAACAUAGGUGCACCUCACAAUUCGAAAGCUCUCUGGGUUGAUACCACCUUGGAAGAGAAAUUUCAGUUUGUGGGAGUAAGUAGAGGUGAUGUUGUUAGAGCCAUAUGGGGUAUUAAAUCUGAAGCUAUUGGUGAUGAUGGAAUUUCGUUGAAAUUUGUGAAAUUAGUUCUUCCAUUCAUAUUGGGCGUCGUUACCCACAUCAUUAACCAUUGCUUCACGACAUCAUGCUUUCCUGCGCAUUGGAAAAAAGCCAUCAUACUACCAGUUGCAAAGAAGACUACGCCCAUUAACCCUAGUGAUUAUAGGCCGAUCAGCAUAUUACCAGCUUUAGCGAAAUUAAUUACUAGAAAAAUAAAAGGCGAUCUGGAUAAAGUGGAUCUAAAUAUUUUUAUACAUCGAGCAAUUGAUUUAGUGAGGAAGGGUGAUUUCGAUUGGCAGAACGUUGAAGACGAAUGUAAUGUCAUUGUAUUUGGGGCUUUCGAAACAACUUCGAAUACCGUCAUUUACAUACUUAUGUUCAUAGCGAUGUUUCCGCAAUAUCAGGAAAAAUUAUAUGAGGAAAUCAUGUCCAUAUUUUCAACUAAAGAUGAUGUUGAAGUUUCCUACAGUGACAUACAGCAGAUGGUUUAUUUGGAUAUGGUAAUCAACGAAACAAUGCGUGUUAUGGCUCCAGUACCGUUGGUGGCAAGACAAACCGAAAGCGAAGUUCAGCUAAGUAAUGGUGUUACAAUUCCAAAGGGAUUACAAGUGGCAAUUGACGUCUUCAAUAUGCAUCGCCGCAUGGAUAUUUGGGGACCGGAAGCACACAUAUUUAACCCAGAUAACUUUUUACCCUCUAAUUUGAAUGAUAAACAUCCAUAUGCAUUUAUACCGUUCACAAAAGGAAUUCGAAACUGCAUUGGUUGGAAAUAUGCAUUGCUAUCAAUCAAAAUAGCUAUCGCCAAGCUGAUAUGGAAAUUUAGAUUUACAACCACGUUUGAGUACCAGCAGUUGCAUUAUGUGGAAGAUAUAACAAUUAAAUUAAAAGAAACUCCACUUUUUAGAAUAUAUGAUAGAAGAGGAAAAACAAAUUAAACUACAAGGACAUUUUCUCAACAGCUUGAAGCUCAUAGUCUAAGAACCAGUGAACAGCAGACUGUAUGUAACUUACCAAAGCUAAAAUUUUGUGCAGUCGAGCCCUAAUAUCUCCUCUACUUGGAAGGGAGGCUAACUAAGCCCGGAAGCGGUCCAUACGGCGUCAUGCAGGUCGCAAAGGUAGCACAUUUAGACCAACUUCGAAAGUAUUUUAAUAAGUCUGCAAUUUAAAUAUUUUAACAUUCAAUGUUACUAUUAUGAAAUAUUAUUAUUUUACUUAUUAAAGUAUUAGAAGCUUGUAUUUAUCAGGGCAGACAUUCUGUCCGGUAAUAACAUCCC